AUGAAGGCGGCCCAGGCCCCGGGCGAGGAGGCGCCGGGCGGCGCGCGGUCGGUCAAGGUGGUCCUCGUGGGCGACGGCGGCUGCGGGAAGACGUCGCUGCUGAUGGUCUUCGCGGAGGGGGCCUUCCCCGAGAGCUACACCCCCACAGUGUUUGAGCGGCUCGCCGUGAAUCUGCAGGUGAAGGGCAAACCCAUCCACCUCCAAAUCUGGGACACAGCAGGGCAAGUGGACUAUGACCGCCUGCGGCCUCUCUUCUACCCUGACGCCGGCGUCCUGCUUCUCUGCUUUGACGUCACCAGUCCUCACAGCUUCGACAACAUCGCUAACCGGUGGUACCCAGAGGUGAAUCACUUCUGCAAGGAGGUGCCCAUCGUCGUCGUGGGCUGCAAGACUGACCUGCGCAAGGACAAGUCGCUGGUGAAAAAGCUUCGGAAAAACGGGUUGGAACCUGUGACCUACCACAGGGGCCAGGAGAUGGCGCGGGCCGUGGGCGCCGUGGCCUACCUCGAGUGCUCGGCUCUGCUCCAGGAGAACGUCCACGCCGUCUUCCAGGAGGCGGCCGAGGUGGCCCUCAGCAGCCGCGGUCGCAACUUCUGGAGGCGGAUCACCCGGAGCUUUUGUGUGGUGACCUGA
Molecule: messenger RNA, 633 nt
Organism: Rangifer tarandus platyrhynchus (Svalbard reindeer)
Lineage: Eukaryota; Metazoa; Chordata; Mammalia; Artiodactyla; Cervidae
Source: the annotation of a GenBank genome assembly